AUGGCUGCAAGAUGUGAUAUCAGUAUUGGUGCUGUUUUUAAGAUUAUUCGUAAUGUUAUUCAUGCAAAAUGUCGUAGAAAAAGACCAGUACAUCGAUUAUAUCCAGCUGUUAUUGAGAAGAGACGAACUAGAGCUUGGCGUAUGUAUCGUCGAUUAUGUAAUGAAAGAUAUAAAAAUUAUGCAACUACCGAUGAAGCAUGGUUUUAG
Rotaria sordida is the source of this 207-nucleotide messenger RNA. NCBI's taxonomy places the organism in Eukaryota, Metazoa, Rotifera, Eurotatoria, Philodinida, Philodinidae. The record is from the annotation of a GenBank genome assembly.